AUGACAUGUAUCGUUUCAUUCAAGUACGAAUUUCAGAUGCAGUAUGGAUCCAUUGCGUGGUCUGUAGGUGCUACACUCGAUUAUGCUCAGGCUGCGAACGACAAGCGUGUGAUUGCUUGCAUUGGUGAUGGGAGUUUCCAUGUAACAGCCCAGGAUAUAUCUACAAUGAUUCGAUGUGGGCAAAGGAGCAUUAUAUUCCUCAUAAACAACGGAGGAUAUACUAUUGAAGUAGAGAUUCAUGAUGGGCCAUACAAUGUGAUCAAGAACUUAAACUACACUGGCCUUGUUAAUGCUAUUCAUAAUGGGGAAGGCAAAUGCUAGACUGCCAAGGUUAGCACACAUACUUAAGCUUACAUAGGAUGGUUUAGAGAGAUUAAACAAGUUUGGGCAGAUGACGGAUUUAGUUUCUUAUACUUGGUAGCGUCCAUUAGUGUAGACACACAUCUCUAGCCAAUCUAAAGCAUUGCUUAAACCUCCUUGGGGCUAUUAACUCCUUUGGGACUAGUCCUUACGGGGCUUUGCUCCAGCUUUAAUUGAGCCCCCAUUUGUGCACGAUGGGAUUCGGCCUCCAAGAUUACUCGAGGCUGGGAGACCUGAAUAACGAGAAAAAGGGAAGAAUUGUUUAACUGAUUAUCAGACAAGUGUUCCAUUUUUAAAUAAUUUUAACCACCUAAUAUUUUUCAAGAUUCAUAAAUAGCUCGGUAUGAUGUAACUUAUCUUGCAGCUUACUGUUUUUUUAUUGUUUGAUCGGCCUUGCAGCUUACUGUUUGUUAUCAAAUAUCGCUAACAUUAUACAUACUUCUUUAGUAAUCAAAUUUCUUAUAUGGCUAUGUGUAGCUUCUUUUUAUUCAAACUCUCAAUUAUGUAUAUGCAGCAUUAUUUUCGAAUUUGUAUCUUGAAAUUCGCUAACUGGUAUUUCAUAGUAUAAUCUUUCAACUUAUUGGUCCCAAAUGCAGGUAUGUGUGCUGUAGUUUCUGUUUUAAGCAAAUUAAAAAAUAAAAAUGAUUUGAUUGAUGGUCUCUGACGCUUAUUUUCUAGGAACGUUUUUAAAACUAACCCAUUUUCAGGAAAUGUUAAAAUCAUGUUUCAGAUU
Molecule: messenger RNA, 1093 nt
Organism: Rhododendron vialii
Lineage: Eukaryota; Viridiplantae; Streptophyta; Magnoliopsida; Ericales; Ericaceae
Product: pyruvate decarboxylase 2-like
Exons: 2
Coding region: 1-321 (106 amino acids)
Molecular function (GO): carboxy-lyase activity; thiamine pyrophosphate binding
Source: RefSeq, a predicted model, not a curated record